Molecule: messenger RNA, 2342 nt
Organism: Orcinus orca (killer whale)
Lineage: Eukaryota; Metazoa; Chordata; Mammalia; Artiodactyla; Delphinidae
Gene: TSSC4
Product: tumor suppressing subtransferable candidate 4
Exons: 3
Coding region: 1119-2096 (325 amino acids)
Source: RefSeq, a predicted model, not a curated record
CGGGAGUAGCGGCCCAGUGACUUGUGGGAAAUGUAGUUCUUCAGGCGCGGAAGCCGCGGCCCUCGGCCGGCAGAGGACUCAGUUUCCCAGAGGGCCGAGCGCGGUGCAAGAUGGAGGCAGCCAGGCCGCGGUGAGCCGCUCUAAAACAGACACCAUUGGCGUUUACUUCGUGUCCCCUUUCCUGGAGUUGUGCCUUCAUUUUGGGAGUCACGCGAGGCCCAGAGGAAUGGAGAUCUUGCCUGUGUUUGACCUGGUGCCGGGCACUCAGAGACACUGCAGGUCUGCCUGGCCUGGUCCUCGGUGGGUGCACGAGCAAGGGGUCACCCUGGGCCAGGGAGGCUUGGUGGGAAGAGGGAGUUGGUGGACGGAUGUCUGUGCGGAGGGUGAGACUGGGCUGUCCUCUGAGCCUGGAAACAAGCUUCAGGGUGCCUGGUGACACUGGAACACUAACCAGGUGCUGGCAGCACUUCUCUGCUCAGCUGGGAAAGUGAGGGGUGUGCGGAGGCGCAUAGGACAAAUGCCCCAGGAGCUGUGGGGCUGGCCUCUGCGGAGCAAGGCCGCUCCGGCUUCCUGAGCACUUGACCCGCAGAUGCCAAGGAUGUGUCUGCAGACUCGUCUGGAGCUCCAGGGCAUCUCACGGCGGUCAGGAGCACACCUCCUCCCCACGGAGCAGGCAGGCGCCCCGGCCUUUGUGGAGUACCCGCUGCCUGCCACGCAGCGUGCCUGGCUGAGAGAAGGCGUGCAGAGCAGAGGUCGCUCUCGGCCCUGGGUUCAAGCCCCCGCCCCCCCUGCAGCAGGCCUCCUAGUGGCUUUAGUCAGACUGGCUGGAGAGGAUUGAAUGAGGUGACACGUCAGAAGGACCAGCUCCUGGGCCUGGCUGUGUCAGGGGCUCUGUAAACCCAGGCCCACUCCCGGGGUGGCGGCUCCACUCCUGCAUGUCUGCCGUCUGGUCUGAGGGCUGCCUCUCCCUCCCUGCCCUCAGCCAGCCACUGAGCCACUGAGCAGAGCCGUGCCUGGCGGGGGCCGUUGCGACCAAGAACCUUCUCCAGCGCUCGGCCCACCAGCCGUCCAGCACAGGCGCCCAGCAGCCAGGGAGGUGCGGCGUGGCUGGGGGACGCAUGGCUGAGGCAGGGGACGGCCAGCACUCCGUUGGCUCCGGGGGUGCCGCUCUGUCUCCCGACCCCGUCUGCCUCAGCGACUCGGACUCCGACCUCAGCCUGCUCGACAAUGCUGAAGUGGAAGCUCUGUCUCCCGGGGGGCUGCCCGGGGAGGCCCCGGGGGAUUCGGGCCCCGAUGAGCCCCCCUCGCCCCCCAGGAGCUUCGCCACAGCGGCGGUGCAGCCCUUCCACCUGAGAGGCACGAGCCCCACCUUCUCCCAGCGCAGCCACGACAUCUUCGGCGGCCUGGAGCGGGCAGCCAGGCGGGCUCCGCCCUCUGCGGCCCCAGCCGGCCCUGGCGACAGUGGGGGCUUCCGGCAGCCGCUGACACUCUCCAGCCGGCCUCCAGCCGGGGGCCCGAGCAGGGCCACUCAGAAUCCCGCUCCCCUAAGGGUGCCCCCCAUUCCUGACUACGUGGCCCACCCCGAGCGCUGGACCAAGUACAGCCUGGAGGGUGUGGCUGAGGCCAGCAAACAGAGCAACCGGGCCGCCGCCCUGGCCUUCCUGGGCCCCCAGAGCCUGGCCGCCCCCAGCGGCUACGUGCCCUCCUUCAACCAGGACCCCUCUAGCUGUGGGGAGGGCCGGCUCAUCUUCUCCAAACCGGUGCGAACCGGCGAGGCCCGGCUUGAGAAGAGGAGGGUCCCGAGGAAGGCAGGGGAGCCGGGUGGGAGCCCCCACGGGAUCCCGGGGGCGGCGGGGGGCGAGGGCCCCGUGGAGCUGGCCCACCUGGCCAGGCCCGGGAGCCCGGAGGCCGAGGAGUGGAGCAGACCCCGGGGGCGCCUGCAGGAGGUGGGUGCACCCGAGGGGGAGGCCCUCGCGGGGUCUGGGGCCAGCGCCCUGCCAGGGGAGGCGGUGGGCUUCCACAGCAGCAGGAAGCGGAGCAGGGACCACUUCCGGAGCAAGGACAGCAGCCCCGAGGCCCCAGGCGCGGACGUCUGAGCGGGGAGACCGCCUGGCCGCCUGCCUGCCCUGGCCGAGCUGGAGGGACGGCCCCCACUGUCCCCCCGGGGUGGCUUCAGGGGCGGAGCAGGCCCGGGGCCCCACCCCCAGGGAAGGGAGCCAGCGGGCUGCCUGUCGGUGGCACCAGCGGCCAGGGCGGAGACCUUGCUGAGGGUGUGGGCCAGGGGUUGGUGGAAACCCUUACUCACCCCGUGCCCAGGGGCACAGUAAAGGCUCUGGGUGUUC